Arabis nemorensis is the source of this 516-nucleotide messenger RNA. The record is from the annotation of a GenBank genome assembly. Lineage: Eukaryota; Viridiplantae; Streptophyta; Magnoliopsida; Brassicales; Brassicaceae.
AUGUCAGGGAAAGGUGGUCAUGAUCUCUUUGUCUAUGGCAGUCUCCAGGAGCCCCAAGUCCUUUACGUGCUUCUUAAUCGUGUCCCUGACCAUGUCUCCGCUGUACUCUCCGGCUUUCACAGGUUUAGACUCAAAGGCCGUGUUUAUCCAACGAUUCUACCGGACGGAACCAGAGAAGUCACCGGAAAGGUGCUAAAGGGAAUAACAGAUGAUGAACUGAAGUUGUUAGAUGAGUUUGAGGAUGUUGAAUAUGAUAGAAACACUGUUGAAGUGGUGCUGAAGGAUAAUUCAGAGAAGCUGCAAGUCGACACAUAUGUUUGGAGGAACAAAGAUGAUCCGGAUCUUUAUGGAGAAUGGGAUUUUGAGGAAUGGAAACUACAUGACAAGGAAGAUUUCGUAACCGCGACCAAGAAAUUUGUGGAAGGGAAGAGAUUACCAGAAGCAAAGACGAGGAUCGACACAUUCAAAACAUUCUUUAAGCAAGAUAUUGAGAAUGGGAAGACUCUGGAUUCUUGA